AUGAGCAUAGUGCUCAAGCUGCCUCCUCCUCUGGACCAGCCAGACAACUCUCCUCUGCACCAGCUGCCUCCUCCUCUGGACCAGCCAGACAACUCUCCUCUGCACCAGCUGCCUCCUCCUCUGGACCAGCCAGACAACUCUCCUCUGCACCAGCUGCCUCCUCCUCUGGACCAGCCAGACAACUCUCCUCUGCACCAGCUGCCUCCUCCUCUGGACCAGCCAGACAACUCUCCUCUGCACCAGCUGCCUCCUCCUCUGGACCAGCCAGACAACUCUCCUCUGCACCAGCUGCCUCCUCCUCUCCACCAGCUGCCUCCUCCUCUGGACCAGCCAGACAACUCUCCUCUGCACCAGCUGCCUCCUCCUCUGCACCAGCUGCCCACUCCUCUGGACCAGCCAGACAACUCUCCUCUGCACCAGCUGCCUCCUCCUCUGGACCAGCCAGACAACUCUCCUCUGCACCAGCUGCCUCCUCCUCUGGACCAGCCAGACAACUCUCCUCUGCACCAGCUGCCUCCUCCUCUGGACCAGCCAGACAACUCUCCUCUGCACCAGCUGCCUCCUCCUCUGCACCAGCUGCCCACUCCUCUGGACCAGCCAGACAACUCUCCUCUGCACCAGCUGCCUCCUCCUCUGGACCAGCCAGACAACUCUCCUCUCCACCAGCUGCCUCCUCCUCUGGACCAGCCAGACAACUCUCCUCUGCACCAGCUGCCUCCUCCUCUGCACCAGCUGCCCACUCCUCUGGACCAGCCAGACAACUCUCCUCUGCACCAGCUGCCUCCUCCUCUGCACCAGCUGCCCACUCCUCUGGACCAGCCAGACAACUCUCCUCUGCACCAGCUGCCUCCUCCUCUGGACCAGCCAGACAACUCUCCUCUGCACCAGCUGCUUCCUCCUCUGGACCAUGCGGACACGGAGCGAGCAGAACGGAGCGAGCAGAACGUAACGAGCAGAACGGAACGAGCAGAACGGAACGAGCAGAACGUAACGAGCAGAACGGAAAAGGCUCGUCUGGAGGCCCGUCUGGAGGCCCGUCUGGAGGCCCGUCUGGAGGCCCGUCUGGAGGUCCGUCUGGAGGUCCGUCUGGAGGUCCGUCUGGAGGCCCGUCUGGAGGUCCGUCUGGAGGCCCGUCUGGAGGUCCGUCUGGAGGUCCGUCUGGAGGUCCGUCUGGAGGCCCGUCUGGAGGUCCGUCUGGAGGUCCGUCUGGAGGCCCGUCUGGAGGCCCGUCUGGAGGCCCGUCUGGAGGUCCGUCUGGAGGCCCGUCUGGAGGUCCGUCUGGAGGCCCGUCUGGAGGCCCGUCUGGAGGUCCGUCUGGAGGCCCGUCUGGAGGCCCGUCUGGAGGUCCGUCUGGAGAUCCGUCUGGAGGUCCGUCUGGAGGUCCGUCUGGAGGCCCGUCUGGAGCGGAAAACACCCGAGCCAUGGACUCAGCAGGACCUCCUCUCCAACACUUGUUACAUCUGCACGGGCCCCCAGCAGGAGCCCCCAGCAGGAGCCCCCAACAGGAGCCCCCAACAGGAGCCCCCAGCAUUGGGCCCCCAGCAGGAGCCCCCAGCACGGCUCCUCCCGGCUGCAGGGGCCUCUCUGCUUCCUGCUCCAGCGACGGCUUCCUCUCGAAGUCAAUAA
Knipowitschia caucasica is the source of this 1626-nucleotide messenger RNA. The record is from the annotation of a GenBank genome assembly. NCBI's taxonomy places the organism in Eukaryota, Metazoa, Chordata, Actinopteri, Gobiiformes, Gobiidae.